Messenger RNA from Chrysochloris asiatica (Cape golden mole), 853 nucleotides. RefSeq names its product OTU domain, ubiquitin aldehyde binding 2 (gene OTUB2). The record is from RefSeq and is a predicted model, not a curated record. Gene Ontology annotation, cellular component: nucleus. Gene Ontology annotation, biological process: protein K48-linked deubiquitination; negative regulation of double-strand break repair. The coding region runs from base 149 to 853 and encodes 234 amino acids. The transcript has 6 exons. Gene Ontology annotation, molecular function: ubiquitin binding; cysteine-type deubiquitinase activity. Lineage: Eukaryota; Metazoa; Chordata; Mammalia; Afrosoricida; Chrysochloridae.
UUUGCGGGUUGGUCGGGUGUCUUCUCCGCACGCCCCCACGCCCUCGAGGCUGUGCCGCCCGAUCCCACCGCGAAGCUGGCCUGAGCCUCCGCGGCGCCCUCCCGCACCGGCUUGCUCCUGGCUGGGGCAGGACCUGGCUCCGGUCACUAUGAGUGAAACAUCUUUUAACCUAAUAUCAGAAAAAUUUGACAUUCUUUCCAUUCUUCGGGAUCAUCCUGAAAACAGGAUUUACCAGCGGAAAAUCCAGGAACUCAGCAAAAGGUUCACAGCAAUUCGGAAGAUCAAAGGGGAUGGGAACUGCUUCUACCGGGCCCUGGGUUAUUCCUACCUGGAGUCUCUGCUGGGGAGGAGCAGGGAGAUCCUCAGGUUCAAGGAGCAUGUACUGCAGACCCCAAAUGACCUCCUGGCUGCCGGCUUUGAGGAGCACAAGUUCCGAAACUUCUUUAAUGCUUUUUACAGCGUGGUAGAGUUGCUGGAGAGGGACAGCUCCGUGUCCAGCCUGCUGAAGGUGUUCAAUGACCAGGGCACCUCGGACCGUGUGGUGCAGUUCCUGCGCCUGCUCACCUCCGCCUUCAUCAAGAACCGGGCGGACUUCUUCCGACACUUCAUCGACGAGGAGAUGGACAUCAAAGACUUCUGUGCUCACGAAGUAGAACCCAUGGCCAUGGAAUGUGACCACAUCCAGAUCACGGCGCUGUCCCAGGCGCUGAACAUCGCCCUGCAGGUGGAGUACGUGGAUGAGAUGGACACGGCACUGAACCACCACGUGUUUCCUGAGGCAGCCAGCCCUUCGGUUUACCUGCUCUAUAAAACGUCCCACUACAACAUCCUCUACGCAGCCGAUAAAUGCUGA